This is a messenger RNA of Lasiodiplodia theobromae, 378 nucleotides long. RefSeq names its product Ribosomal protein L29. The coding region runs from base 1 to 378 and encodes 125 amino acids. NCBI's taxonomy places the organism in Eukaryota, Fungi, Ascomycota, Dothideomycetes, Botryosphaeriales, Botryosphaeriaceae. Gene Ontology annotation, cellular component: cytosolic large ribosomal subunit; ribosome. Gene Ontology annotation, molecular function: structural constituent of ribosome; mRNA binding. The transcript is spliced from 3 exons. The record is from RefSeq and is a predicted model, not a curated record. Gene Ontology annotation, biological process: translation; maturation of LSU-rRNA from tricistronic rRNA transcript (SSU-rRNA, 5.8S rRNA, LSU-rRNA).
AUGUCGUCCGGAAAGGUCAAGGCCAGCCAGCUCGUGGGCAAGAGCAAGGAGGACCUCAAGAAGCAGCUCGAUGAGCUGAAGACCGAGCUUGUCGGUCUGCGCACCCAGAAGAUCGCUGGCGGUGCUUCCUCCAAGCUCACCAAGAUCCACGACGUCCGCAAGUCGAUCGCCCGCGUUCUCACCGUCAUCAACAAGAACCAGCGCGAGCAGCUCCGCCUCUUCUACAAGGGCAAGAAGUACCUUCCGCUCGACCUCCGCCGCAAGCAGACCCGCGCCAUGCGCAGGCGGUUAACCAAGCACGAGGCCUCCCUCGUCACCGAGAAGCAGAAGAAGAAGCAGAUCCACUUCCCCCAGAGGGUUUACGCCGUCAAGGUAUGA